This is a messenger RNA of Somion occarium, 2082 nucleotides long. The record is from the annotation of a GenBank genome assembly. NCBI's taxonomy places the organism in Eukaryota, Fungi, Basidiomycota, Agaricomycetes, Polyporales, Cerrenaceae.
GCCGUGUGUUUGAGUGGCUAAGGGGGAAUAUAUUUCUCUCCAUCUCCACCAUCUUCUUUCAUCUUCCCUUCGUACAACCGCCAUAUCCUUUGUAUAACUUUCGCUAUGGCUUCAUCUACACCAGAAUCAAGCAAUCCAACUAUAACUGUUCCGCCUACAGACCUCCGGCAUAUUACUUCGAACGGCAAUUUGGCUAGUCCAACGAAGGAGCAUAGACUAUCCAAGCGAACUUCACAGCAUCUACGAACUCACCGGGUGGGUUCACGCUCUCCAACCUCGAUACCCUCAUCACCAACAUCCGUUCACUCGUCGUCCUCUGCCAUCUUCGAGCGGGAUAUCGAGCCUAUCAGUCCCUCGCCUCCUCUGCUCAGUAGCGAUCCACACCAUAUACCCCGUGCCAGACAUACCGAGCAGCUUGAUCAAUCCGUUCCCUCGGUGCUCGAUAGUGCUGCAGAGAUUCUCACCGCUCCUACAUCUGAUGAAGACGGCCUCGAUGCCAUUUCCAUCGUUGCCCCGGUACCUAUCGAGGGUAGUCGUAGCGGAUUCACCAGCCCGAUAUCAAGGUUGAGCAGUCGUAGUCCGAGUCCGACGGGUACUAGUCACAGGCGGAGUGUUCUCUUGAAUAUUCCAAGCCCUAGUCCCAGCUUCACCCUCCCUCUCCCUCUCCAGCAGCUCCCCCAGCCAACAGGAAGUACAUCUUUGCCCAGACCGACUGUGAAAACAGAAGCUGUUCCUCCUACCACGACCACCUCAACCCCUACGUCCGCGUACUUUUCUGUUGACUCCGCUGAAUCCUCACCAACAACUGCUACUCACCACGAACACCCACUACAUACCCUGCCUGCGCCUUUGUCCCCCUCCUCCGCCGUGUCCCCUUCAUCCCCAACAUCGAUUGCUACGCUUUCGACCGGUUCACACCCGCCAUCGCCGAAGCACAGCAACAAACGUCUAUCGUUCAUUUCUUACACUGACCUCCUUUCAUCCACUCCGGCAGAGACAGUACCAUUGUCGACGCUCAUGUUGUCCUCUGCCAACGAGCCUCCACCGCAUCUUCCGAGUGUGAUGGGUGUGCCUCAGGCUCAGGCUCAAGCAUCCGGAUCCAGCGCCGGAAGCUUGCACAAUGCGGCCGGCGCGUUAGUCGCUGAUCCGACGAGCGACAUUCUUAACGAUGUUGGAGGCGAAUGGGAACGGGAAGGGCUUGGAAGGGGCCUGGAGGAGCGAUUAGAGUCACUCCUACCGGUGACAGGGAAGGCCUGAUGAAGGCCGAGUAUCACUUGGUUAAGACCCCUGGGUUAUGCCCCCAAGGAUUCACAAGCACACAAUGCCGUAUAAGCCAUGAAGAAGAUUGUGCCCAUGUACAACCAACAGUCCAUUUUCCUCUUCCAGGCUCUUUUGCUUGAAUGCAUGUCCCCUUUCCCGGUCCAUUCGUAUUUUCUCUCUCCAUGUCUCAAUGAUUCUCCCUGAAUCAACCGUUUCUCGCUCAUGGACGACAUAUACAGUACCUGCUUAUCCUACGCUCCACUUUGUUACACUAGCCAUUAAUAGACUCAUAGUUGAUGACCCUGUAUGUUAUCCUAUAUCUGCCUUCCUCUUUUGUCUCCUUACUUAUAUUUCCUAUGGCGAGCUCUUUGGCUGUUGGGUUCUAUUUUCUCCUUACAGAUUUGUUGUAGGUUAUUUCGAAUUAGCCAUUGCAAUCGUACAGAGCAAGCUUGAGGUCUCAGAUCUCAGGGUCAGGAACACUUCCACUCUAGCAUGAUUCAAAUUGUAUACGCAAUAUCCUCUUACGCCCAAGUCAGAUCCGCCUAGGUGCCGCCGCCGAGUUUUGGAGCUUGAACGAGUUUCAUCGAGGUGUUCCAUUGAAAAACAUAUUCACUCGUCAGCAGCUAGCCUUUUGGGCCUCUCCAAACGAUAAAGUGUGUCGCACAACAAUCGUAGUAAUAUGUCCGUUACGCGCACAUGGAAGUACAAUUCCUGCCGGUCUCCAGGCUAGCUCGCCGAGUCUGAUGUCAUGCAAUCAAAGAUACGGUAAGUAUCACUCCAUACAUUUACAUUGUUCGCAUGCAAUGAAGGUGCAGAUCUCCG